Molecule: messenger RNA, 1959 nt
Organism: Elephantulus edwardii (Cape elephant shrew)
Lineage: Eukaryota; Metazoa; Chordata; Mammalia; Macroscelidea; Macroscelididae
Gene: COBLL1
Product: cordon-bleu WH2 repeat protein-like 1
Exons: 16
Coding region: 1-1959 (652 amino acids)
Molecular function (GO): actin monomer binding
Source: RefSeq, a predicted model, not a curated record
AUGGAGGUACAUAUUCGCUUACAGCUUAAAAUAAAAGUUGUAAUUUUAACCAUAAAGAAUUUAAAGGUGACAAUACUAAAUGCUAAAUGUAAACCUAUGAUGGACUUGCUGAUAUUCCUCUGUGCAAAAUAUCACUUAAACCCAUCAAGCUACACGAUUGAUCUUCUGUCAGCAGAAAAGAAUCCCAUUAAAUUUAAGCCAAACACACCAAUAGGGAUGUUGGAAGUGGAGAAGGUCAUUUUAAAGCCAAAAGUUUUGGAUAAGAAAAAACCUACACGUAUAAUACCAGAGAAAACUGUGAGAGUAGUGAUCAAUUUUAAGAAAACACAGAAGGCAAUAGUGAGAGUGAAUCCACACACACCACUUCAAGAGCUUGCCCCCAUUAUAUGUGAUAAAUGUGAGUUUGAUCCAUUACAUACGCUGCUGUUGAAGGACUAUCAGUCUCAGGAGGCUCUUGACAUGACAAAAUCCCUUAAUGAGCUGGGCCUAAGAGAAUUAUAUGCCAUGGAUGUCAGCAGAGACACUUCUGUUACUGCCUUCAAUAAAUCGUCUUUACAAGAAUCCUGUCAGAUAUCCCCAAACCUAGACAUGAUGAAGGAAAGAGAAAAUAAAGGAUUUUUCAGUUUUUUUCAACGCAGUAAGAAAAAGCGAGAGCAAACAGCGAGCGCCCCUGCCACUCCUCUGAUAAGUAAGCCUCGCCCAACACUUACGAGGUCCAAUACCAUUUCCAAACAAUAUGUUUCAAACACCCUGCCAUCAAAUGCACCCAAGAAGAGGCGUGCUCCAUUGCCUCCAAUGUCAGCAUCUCAGAGUGCCUCACAGGACCUUGCCCAAACCUCCAUGAGGCCAGCUUCUUGUAUAGUGAAAUCCAUGAGUGUGGAUGAAACUAAUAAGGGUCCCAGCGAAACAGACGUCGUCGUGAGGCCAGCCUCUUUGCAGCUGAGUAGUUCGCCCUUUGGGAAUUCGUCUUUGAGAAGGACAAAGCGAAAAGCACCAUUGCCACCAUCCAAAAGGCCUCUGCAUCAAAGUGAGGAAAACAGUCACAUGAUGGUGUCACCAUCAGAGGAAUCAGCUUCUCCCCAUAGUGUUUCAGAAGCAAACUCACCUGAGGGGUUAUCUAGCCCAGCCUCCCCUGACUCUGGGCUGUCCAGUCACAAGCAAAGCACUGCACCCGUGCUCACCACUGAGACCUCUGCUUCCGAGCAUUCUGGGACAUCUGAGGCGGCUGCGGCAUCACUGACAUCUGGAGUAAGUUCUGAUUAUAGUCUUGAAGAAAUAGAUGAGAAAGAAGAACUGAGUAAAUUGCCUAAAGAUGAGGCUGAAAAUAUUUCACCAAAAUUAAAAGACAUUCCUUCUGCAUCUGCUGAUAUAAUAAAUACCACAAAAAAUGAUUCUGACUCAGUCCUUGGCAAUGAUAUUGAAGAGUCUUCACAAAACUCCAAGGAAGAAAAACAAGAAACUAGAAACACAGAUGGACUAGGGCCACAUGUAUAUAACACAAGCAAUGCAGAGACGGCAGUUGACAGUGUACAAAACUUGAAGUCAUUGGGCUCAAGCCCAAAGAAUGAUCAAAAUGAAGUAAUUAAAACAGAAGAUAAUGAGAAAAAUGGGUCACUGAGUGAUGGUACGUCUGGCCUAUCUCCCGUCAACACAGAGGAAGGGAAGUCUAGUUCUGGGACUGACAUUGUGAACAUUCCACAGCUCGGUACCACCGAUAAGGAAAAUAAUUCUGCUCAUAAUGAACAGAAUUCCCAAAUAUCAACUCCUACUGACUCCCCAUCAUUGACCUUUAAGAGCUCUGACCCAGAAGAGAUCCAUCAGAGUUUGCUGACUGCAAUACAUUCUGGGGAUGCUGCCGCCAAAUUGAAAAGGGUCAGUGUUCCAUCCUGCACAACAUCUAUGAAUGGAAGUUCAAAAGGCAACCACCCCACACCCCCAGAGGCCCAAGACGGCUGUUAA